Messenger RNA from Trichophyton benhamiae CBS 112371, 387 nucleotides. RefSeq lists its product as uncharacterized. Lineage: Eukaryota; Fungi; Ascomycota; Eurotiomycetes; Onygenales; Arthrodermataceae. The record is from RefSeq and is a predicted model, not a curated record. The transcript has a single exon. The coding region runs from base 1 to 387 and encodes 128 amino acids.
AUGACACUUUACGUCUACUUAGUUGUUUUCCCAGAGAGCGUUAAAACCCCUGCGCACUGGGCUGUGCUGAUAACCCCGGUCGAAAAUGGCAAGGUCGGGCAAGAGUUUCAAGCCAUUGGCAGCCCGUUUCAUGGCUAUAAUCUCGAGGUCAAGGAGGAGUUUGAUUUGAGCAAGGAGUUCAAGAAACAUUCCUGUGUCUUUCUUGGGAGUCUGGGCGACAGCUGGAAAUCUCAGCUCGCUGGCGUAGCGCAGAGCGUUGCUUCACCCGGGAUAAGCUCCACUCCCCUUGACCCCUUCGCGGUACGUCUAAGCUAUAGACAAAGAAAUUACCUCCGUAUUCUCUUCUCUCUUCUUAAGGCGGAGCUGACAUUCAUCGCCACAGGGUGA